This is a messenger RNA of Exophiala bonariae, 735 nucleotides long. RefSeq lists its product as uncharacterized. Gene Ontology annotation, cellular component: DASH complex; spindle microtubule. Lineage: Eukaryota; Fungi; Ascomycota; Eurotiomycetes; Chaetothyriales; Herpotrichiellaceae. Gene Ontology annotation, biological process: attachment of spindle microtubules to kinetochore. The record is from RefSeq and is a predicted model, not a curated record. The coding region runs from base 1 to 735 and encodes 244 amino acids. The transcript has 2 exons.
AUGGCAUUGCUCGCAAGUCACCUCGAGCAGAUAGCUCUAUCCUCAAAGUCCAUUGCGCAAUUGGAGUUUCCUCCUCCCAAGAGCUUCACCAAUGCGCUACUUGGACAACAUGAAAUUACCACUUUAAUUCGUGACACUGAACCACAUGAGCGGGCGUUGUUUUCCAUCGAUCCUAGCGCCAUCAGUAGGUCUACUCAGAGUGGUUCCGCCCGACAUCCUCUUGCUGAAAAUGCCACUCAUGGUCGAAAGAGCAUGCUCCCAUCAGCCCAGCCAGUGAAACAAUCUGCGGUGACCAGGUUGUUAGGAAGUGAAAUGCUACGAGAGAUCAGACAGUCAACUAGCAAUAGUGCACGAUCACAAGAGCGUGUCAAUAUCGAAGUCUUGCUUCGAGGAGCAGAAAAACUAUGUCAGGUCUACACUGUUCCAGGUAUGGCCGACAAAAUCCAACCGCUACGAAAGAGACAUCGAGAUAUCUCAGCAUCCGUGCUCUUGCUUGAAGAGAAGGUUCGACAACAGCAAUCUUUGUCGGAUCGUCGAAACAAAGGCUUAAGUGAGGACGAGACAACUGAUGGAUUUGCGGACGAGGAGUUCAACGCGGACUCGCAAGAUACUGCUACGUUCACUAUGGAAGAUCUUCAAGCCGAAGAAGCCGAAAUUCGAGAGCUCGAAGCCCGAAAGAAGCUCUUAGAAGACCGAAUUUCUGGUAUUGAACGAGAUCUUGGUGGUCUAAGGUAG